This is a messenger RNA of Centropristis striata (black sea bass), 4237 nucleotides long. RefSeq names its product ATP-binding cassette, sub-family G (WHITE), member 8 (gene abcg8). Gene Ontology annotation, biological process: cholesterol homeostasis. NCBI's taxonomy places the organism in Eukaryota, Metazoa, Chordata, Actinopteri, Perciformes, Serranidae. The transcript has 15 exons. Bases 1200 to 3212 code for a protein of 670 amino acids. Gene Ontology annotation, cellular component: plasma membrane. Gene Ontology annotation, molecular function: ATP binding; ATP hydrolysis activity; ABC-type transporter activity. The record is from RefSeq and is a predicted model, not a curated record.
UAUAUAUAUACAUAUAUACAUACAGGGUAUAUCUGGACAUUCUCCAUUCUCACACUGUAAUCUUGGCUGAAUAAAAGGUGCUUUAACAUUGCUUUUAUUUACAUUAAAGCACAACUGACCAUUUUUUUCUGUUGACAGAUAAUAAAUAAAUAAAUUGUAUUCAAGAUGUCACAAUGUAUAAUAAUAAUAAUCUUAAUCACUCAGACCAAUUUCCAUUAAAAAUUGGUCUUGUUUGUAAUGUAAUGUAAUAUAUUUUGUUUUGGACUCCACAAAGUGCCAACCUGAAUUGCCCAGUAUGCCCAUGAUCUGCCCACUUUCUACGUGGAAGGAGACAUCGUUGAGGAUCUGACGAGUCCAUCGCUUCUUGUAGGAGGAUUUUCCACUUACCAUUUAUUUUCUGCUAUUUCAUUAAACUGGUCCUCUUGGAUACUCUGUGUCUGCAGCUGUUACCUGACUGUGUAGGAGAUCUUGCUGACACUGAGACUACAGGAAGGAUCUGAUCGCUCCUCUCCGCUGCCCCUCCACACAUCCCUCUUCACCUCCGACACAAACUUGAAGGACUCGCUAACUUUGGUCCCGUUCUCCGGCUCCACCGCCUCCAUUGAAUAACCUCUCUUCAUUUCUCCGGACAGUUUGCUACUCCAAAUGACAAUCGUGAGUCGAGUCCGUCUCAGAUGAGUUUGUUCAUAUCCACACGACCCGUAAACAGCAUGUGAUGCUCCAAAGGCCCCGACUUUGUUUCUCUGCACUCACUCCCUGUACAGAGCAGCAGUGCUAGAGCAGUGGUGUCUCUCAGGAACCAUAACCAUGCAGCCAACGCUGCGUUAUCUCAGAGAACUUUGAUCCGGAGCUCUAUAAAGAAGACACAAAACAUGCUGGGCAGACUGACUGGCUGAAUGACUUCAGUCCUCAAAUUGUGCGCCGUGAGCAGCAUAGCUAUGAGUGCCAGGGCAGAGCAGAAGUGACAUGACAUGAACUUGGACGCUUUGCGAGAGAAGGCUUGUGAGCUCGGACGAGAGGAGACCUUCAGCUGGACUGAAGCCAAACUAUCGAACGGAGAGAAAAUACUGAGAGCAGGGGAGCAACAGGAGGGAAGCAAACGCAGAUACACAUAAGAACAAAAAAGGAAUUGAACAGAAGGACAAAAAGGGUGCGCUGACCUCUUGAUCCUACAAACAUCAAACAGCAAUUUCAUCAUCAUGGACACAAACACCGGGCUCAGUCAUGCAAACGGGCCCUCACAGCAGCAUCAAGACACAGAGUUGUUCUCGUCUGAAGAGGACAGCAGCCUCUACUUCACCUACAGUGGAGGGUGCAAUGAGCUGGAGGUCAACGACCUGCAGUAUGAGGUGGACACAGCGGCUCAGAUCCCCUGGUACGAGAGGUUAGCAGAAUUCAAGUUGCCAUGGGAAAUAAAGGGAAACAAGCAGACAGCCAUCAACAAGCUCAGCCUCCGAGUCCGCAGUGGGCAGAUGCUGGCUGUCAUUGGCAGCUCAGGUUGUGGGAAAACAUCUUUGCUGGACAUAAUAACAUGCCGUGAUGAGGGCGGUACGAUGACCUCCGGUCAGAUUCUGAUUAACGGGAAGCCCAACACCCCUCAGCUGGUGAAGAAGAGCAUUGCUCAUGUCCGGCAAGAUGACCGCCUUCUUCCUCACCUCACCGUCCGUGAAACUCUCGCCUUUGUGGCCAAACUGAGACUCCCCACCCACUUCCAACAGGCUCAGAGGGACCAGAGGGUGGAUGAUGUCAUUGCAGAGCUGCGGCUGCGACAGUGUGCUCACACCAGGGUGGGAAACGACUAUGUGAGGGGUGUUUCUGGAGGGGAGAGGAGGAGAGUCAGUAUAGCUGUCCAACUUCUCUGGAACCCUGGUAUUUUGAUCUUGGAUGAACCCACGUCAGGUUUGGACAGCUUCACAGCUCACAACCUGGUGAUCACACUGUCCCGCCUGGCCCAGGGAAACCGUCUGGUCCUGCUGUCGGUCCACCAGCCUCGUUCUGACAUCUUCCAGCUCUUUGACCUUGUCACCCUGCUGUCAUCGGGUUCACCAGUUUACUUUGGCGCAGCUCGUGACAUGGUGCCUUAUUUCACUGGCCUGGGAUACCCCUGCCCACGAUACUGCAACCCGUCUGACUUCUAUGUUGAUCUGAUCAGUAUAGACCGACGCAGUCCGGAGCAAGAGGCCGAGUGUUUGGAGCGCUCCAGAGUUCUGGCAGAACAUUUCAUGGAAAAGGUCCAAGACACAAACGAUCACAUGUGGAAAACAGCCGGGACAAACACAGCACUAACACAAACUGAGAGCUCUCAGCAGCUGAGCAAAGGAAAAGGAGAGGAAGUCAUCACUAUUUCUAGACAAAGAAACAGGCUGCCUGGCGGAUUGCACCAAUUUACCAUCCUCCUCAGGCGUCACAUGUAUAAUGACUACAGAGACCUGGUCACCUUAUUGGUCCAUGGCUUCGAGGCCCUGCUCAUGUCGCUGCUGAUCGGUUGUCUCUACUACGGAGCAGGAGAGGAACGUCUGACCAUUCAGGACACAGUGGCCCUCCUCUACAUGAUAGCAGCUCUCACCCCAUUCGCUGUGGUGCUGGACGUCAUAGCUAAAUGUCACACAGAGCGAGCCAUGCUCUACCACGAGCUGGAGGACGGCAUGUACUCCGCCACCUCCUACUUCUUUGCCAAGGUCCUGGGGGAGUUACCAGAGCACUGCGUGUUCACCCUGGUGUACGGCCUGCCCAUUUAUUGGCUGGCUGGUCUUAACGAGGCUCCGGAUCGUUUCCUGCUCAACUUCCUGAUGCUGUGGCUGAUGGUGUACUGCAGCCGAGCCAUGGCUCUGUUUGUAGCUGCUGCGCUGCCCACCCUGCAGAUCUCAUCCUUCAUGGGCAACUCCUUGUUCACUGUCUUCUAUCUGACCGGAGGUUUUGUCAUCAGCCUGGAGAAUAUGUGGACUGUGGCCACAUGGCUCUCUCACGCCUCCUUCAUGCGUUGGGGUUUUGAGGGCAUGCUGCAGGUGCAGUUCAGAGGCAACAAAUACCCCCUCUCAAUCGGUAACAUCACCAUCAAUGUUGAUGGCAUACAUGUGGUGGAGGCCAUGAAAAUGAACCAGUAUCCUCUGUACUCAUGCUAUCUGGUCCUGCUGGCAGUUAUUCUGGUCUUCAUGGCACUCUAUUACUUGUCCCUAAAAUUCAUCAAACAGAAGUCCAGUCAGGACUGGUGAACACAUCUGGACCGGUUUCAACAAUCAGACAAAACACAUAAGACAUCAGAGUCUGGAAAUGACUCUUCAGGAAAUGUUUUUUGUUGCAGUGGAAGAAAGUAAUUUGGGUUCCAGUUCGACGGGUUCGACACUGAGCCAUGCUUUCCAUUGUCAAUUUAUUGAUCUUUUUAGGAUGUUUGACAGUGAAAAAGUGUUUGAUUAAGGGGAGAAACAUUUAUCCUUCCAAUUUUACCUUUUCACAAUAAUCUCAACAACAGUAGUCCUGUUUUUCCUGGUACCUCAGUAGAGUUUAGUCGCCCUUCUUAAUGAAAAAAUUCCUAAAAAUUACUCUCAUUUUUAUCUCGUCAAAACAAUCUUAACAUAUGGCUAGCUAGAAAUAUGAGAAUAAUUAGGAUUUGGGUGGAAGAAAGUUUUAGAGAAGCACUUGUUGCAGUACCGCUGACUGCUGCUGGGUGGCAGCAGAGCACUGCAUGAACAUCAAAGUUCGAACGAUGUAUUUUUCUCCCUCUCCCUCUCUUCUCCGUCUUGGCAAAUGAUUAGAACGCCACUUUGGCAGAUAUCCAUCUGCAGCUUUUGCUUGUUCGAUUUUCAAUCUUCUUUUUUUCUACAGCUUUAUCUUUUUUGUAUAUGUAAGGUUAUUAAGCUUAACAAUGUGUGUGCCAGUAUAGGGAGCACUGAAAAAAAAAGCCGAGUAGAGAUUUAGUAAGUCACACUCAGAAAAAAAAAGAGCUUGUUCUUGUGUCCUCAUAGAUUGAAGAUUAUGUAAGCUGUGUGUUUUUUGCACUGGUGCAAAAGCCUGAUAAAUAUUUUACUGAUGUGGUUUGAGUCCAAAUUGGUAAAGUAUUAAAUCAAAUUGCUCCACUUGAGUGUGUUUAUUUUUGUCUUUUUCCUCUCUGCUAUCCUUUGACCUGGUCAUUCAGUUACAUGGUGCAGUUAUUUGUAACUGUGCAGUUUCAUAGAAAUUAAUGUUAUUGAUAAAGUGAUUCUUUUCAGUGGUUAUACUUCAUAUUCUGGAAUUUAUUUCU